AUGAGCGGCGGGAAUGGCAACCGCCCGGCAACCGGAAAGCUGGAUCCCCACCUUGAGAUAACGCGCCUUAGCAGCGGUGACAAGCUCAACUCCUCUUUCACAUUCGACUUCCAUGGUAUGGACGGCAAUAACUACUGCGCAAUCUCGGACAACCGUCUGGAGGUGAAUGUACAGAUGUUCAGCCUUCCCUCGGAAGCUGUUGUCCUGGAGCGGCCGGUGGAGGAGGCUGACCCGUUGUUUGAAGGCACUUGGAUGAAGGGCUUUGGGAUCCUGUACCAUGACCAAAACCAAGAGCCUCACAGAAUCAGCAUUCUCCUUGAUCCAGCCGCUGAUAGGCUUGGCGAGCAGCCUUUCAAUGCAACUUGCGACAAGAUUCCUGUGAUGGCCCUAGAUGCACCAGGCCCGGUCGUGUGGAAGAGCCCUGACGGCCUCGCGACCAUCGUGCGUGAGGCUAGCCGCAUCAACUCCCUCGUAAUCUCUUUCUCCGACUUGCUCGAGAUGGAAGUGCUCACCGACUCAGAGAAGGAGCUGAUUGCAGACCCGCCCGUUCACUUCCUGAACUUCAAUGUCAGGAAUAUCACCACCACUCCCGAAGUGCACGGAUUCCUCGGACAAAUGUUUGCGCCGGGGGCUAUUCCUGAGAGGCUGAACAUGGGCACCCUGGAUGGGCUACGUCACCGGGAGUACGUGGAGGGUACCGAUGAGGAGUAUGCUACCUCAAGUCUGACCGAAGAAGAUUGCUCUUUCAGUCGCUUCAACAAGCACACAACGGGGAUACGGAUCAAGAGCUUCGCGUCACGGCAUGCGGGAGUUCCAGAUCUGCCCUUCGAAGUGGUAGAUUUCAUUAGCAACCCGAUUGGGCUGAGAGCCAGGGUUUGGUGCGUCAUCACUCUCUCGAAGGCGAGAAGAACGAUGCCGCCGGACUGGCUGGUGCUGUUGCAGGGGUGCCGCACGCUAUCUUGUCCGGCCGCCGUGGGCUGCAUCCCGGUUCUCUUUCAGCGUGCAUCCGCCUACGACGAGUACACGUCAUUCCUCCCCGCCGACGAGAGCAGCUACUCGUCUUCCAUUCCAGAGGGUGAUAUCAUUUGGGACGGGGCUGACAUCUUCGAGGCGAUCCGACGGAUACCGGAGGCGGAGCUCGAGCGGAAGAGGGCCGUUAUCGCGAGCAUGCUGCCGUCCAUCAGCUAUGAGGACCACGGGAGAGCGCGCGAGCGAGCGCGGCGCGCGGCAGCGGAACCGCUCCCCGAAACCUUCAACCCUCUGGGGGAGAAGAGCGCACACGGCGACGCCCUCGCCGGCGAGGCGCUCAGGCGCGUCGAGACAGCGCUCGACGCGGCGGCCGCCGAAGCGUCAAGCUGA
This is a messenger RNA of Klebsormidium nitens, 1359 nucleotides long. The record is from the annotation of a GenBank genome assembly. NCBI's taxonomy places the organism in Eukaryota, Viridiplantae, Streptophyta, Klebsormidiophyceae, Klebsormidiales, Klebsormidiaceae.